AUGGGCGCGCUGCUGGCUGCUGGCGUGCGCACUCCCGUGGAGCGCCGUGGGGCACGCAGCGGCGCGCAGUGCGGCAGUUCAAGACACAUACACCAGCUCGAAACCUCAAGCGACUUCCACAAGCAGCGGCGGUCAAGCAGUUGGAUCAACGCCGCAGUCGCGAUACUUCCUGCUCCCCAACAACUC
Messenger RNA from Closterium sp. Naga37s-1, 186 nucleotides. Lineage: Eukaryota; Viridiplantae; Streptophyta; Zygnematophyceae; Desmidiales; Closteriaceae. The record is from the annotation of a GenBank genome assembly.